AAAUCAUUAAUAAAAAGUUUGCUAGUGAGUCGAGAAGAGAGAGAGAGGCGUCCGGAAUUCAUCGCCAGCGAUGUCUCCGUCCGCCGACGCCCCCGGCCCGGCCUCCUCCGCCUCGGCGCCCCCGCUCGCGCCCCUCAUCGCCGCGCAGCUCAACUACCUCCUCUCGCACUCCAAGCUGCCCAUUAGGGUGGUACAGAUCUGGUCCGGCUGCCGCAACGGUCGCCCUGCCGAUCGGUUCAGGCUCGCCAUCCCCUUCUGCCUCGACUACGUCCACUGGGAUUUCGUGUACAAUGCGCUGUCUCCCAAGGUGGCACCAGACGUGGUGUUCGGUCCGGAGGAUGAGAGGUUCCAGCCGCUGGUCGAUUACGCUGCUGCUGGAAAUGGCGAUAAGAGCUGCUUGGCGCGUUGGGAUUGCCGCGCCCCCGAGGGACUCCAUGCGCUCGUACAGGAGCUUCGAGAAUUGUACAUUGAAUACCAAAAGGAGCGGGUUCACAUGGUGGAUGACGCGAGACUAGCGUUUGAACUAAGCACAGUUCUCUCUAAGGAGGGGAUUGAAGUCUGCAUGGUACCUUCUGCUGAUAGGCCAGAUGAGGCCAAAUUUGCUGUACCACUUCUGGAGUCUGACUUUGACUUUGCCAAACUGGUGCCAGGAUGUCCUUGGAGAUUACCUCAAAAGAUCCAUCUCCAGGUCAUUUUUCCUAUCAGCAGGAGUUCAAGCUACUCUUCUAUGCCUUCUGCUCCACGACUCAAACUAAUCUCAACACCAGAUUUGAGGUCACUUCUCUCAGUUGAGGAUGUGAAACUCCCUCCAUGGUCAAAUGGGAUGUGUUUGGCGGAGUAUCUUCCUGCUUUAGAAGACAGUCUUAACGGUCUGCUUGUAGAUGCGUCGGCUUCAAUUGGUUCCAGAAGACGCUUUAUUGAGGCACUAGCUCCCAUCUUUGGGAGACCAUUAGAGGCUGAUCCGAUUUUUUGCAGGAGGGCUACAGUUCUUUCCAUUUCUGGAAUGUUCACAUUUCUGGUUCACUUUGCCAUCCCCCUUCAAUUCCCAAAGCAACAACCUGUCGUCACACUGCAGAGUUCUCAGCACUGUAAUGCCGAUGGGAUGCCUAUCACGUCGCCUCCGAUAAAUGACUAUCCCUGGAGUCCUAGAUGGGACCAGGCAGAGAUGGUUGAACGGAUCUACGACUUCCUGACCGACGAGUGCCAAAAUUUCAAGAAGUUCUGCAGCGAUGCUAUCACUCAGCAGAAGUAGCUGACAUCGUUCUGCAGCAGAAAGCCGUGGUGCUGAUUUUCUCAGCAACAGGCUUUCUUAUUCCCAGCAAGCGGCACACGUGUCUACUUGUGCGCCCGCCCCAAGCCUGCAACCGUUGAUGCUGUUCUCUUUCUUGUCAUGUGAGAGGACGCAACCUCAGGCGUUGGUUAGGAUCGGCAUAAACCAAGCAGGACAACACAAGACCUGUUGGUUGUUUACGAUGUCGUACCCCUGUAUAAGCUGCCGACAUGGUGACUGUUUGGGAUAUGGUAUAGAUGGAUACAAUCCAGUUCUUUUGUAAAUAUGAUAUGAAGGAUGGUGGC
This is a messenger RNA of Zea mays, 1575 nucleotides long. RefSeq names its product protein BRE. The record is from RefSeq and is marked validated. Gene Ontology annotation, biological process: double-strand break repair. Gene Ontology annotation, cellular component: BRCA1-A complex; BRISC complex. Lineage: Eukaryota; Viridiplantae; Streptophyta; Magnoliopsida; Poales; Poaceae.